AUGCUGGGGGCCUGCCUGGGCCUCUGGGUCUGCACCCUGGUCUGUGCGGUCCACGCCUAUCCCAACACCUCCCCGCUGCUGGGCUCCAGCUGGGGCGGCCUGACCCACCUGUACACGGCCACGGCCAGGAACAGCUACCACCUGCAGAUCCACAGGGACGGCCACGUGGAUGGCUCACCCCAGCAGACCAUCUACAGUGCCCUGAUGAUCAGAUCUGAGGAUGCGGGAUUCGUGGUGAUUACAGGGGUGGUGAGCCGGAGAUAUCUCUGCAUGGACUUCAGAGGCAACAUUUUUGGAUCUCAUCACUUCAGCCCCGAGAGCUGCAGGUUCCGGCAGCGGACGCUGGAGAACGGCUACGACGUGUACCACUCGCCGCAGCACCGCUUCCUCGUCAGCCUGGGUCGGGCCAAGCGUGCCUUCCUGCCGGGCACCAACCCGCCCCCGUACGCGCAGUUCCUGUCGCGCAGGAACGAGAUCCCGCUGCUGCACUUCGCCACCGCGCGGCCCCGGCGCCACACGCGCAGCGCGCACGACGGCGGGGACCCGCUGAGCGUGCUCAAGCCGCGCGCCCGCGCCACGCCCGCGCCCGCCUCCUGCUCGCAAGAGCGGCCCAGCGCCGAGGACAGCGGCCCUGCGGCCAGCGACCCGCUGGGGGUGCUCCGCGGCCACCGGCUGGACGCGCGCGCCGGGCCGGGGGGCGCCGAGCGCUGCCGGCCCUUCCCCAGCUUCGCUUAGGGCGGCCCAACUCGGAAAGCCAAAACGUCUGGGGCGCGGGCUGGAGGUGGGGCGAACCGGCCCCGCUUCCUCCCUUAGCGGGAGGUCCCCGGGGAUUGCCCUUGGAGCGGUGGCGCCCCUCGCCGUCCUCCUCCCACCUGGACGCGCUCCUUUGGGAGAGAAAGGGUUCCCUCACCCCCAGUCCUUCCUCUUCCCUCUCCUCUCCUCUCCAUCAGUCUAACAUUAAGAACAGGGGCUUAGCGAGUUGACCAGCCGGGAGGUGAAGCAGGGAGCCCAAGCCAGCGGCUUCUCCACCGCCCCCUGCUUUGUGCCAUCUGCCUGGACCCUGUCGGCAGGGUCUGAGUUUGCAACCUUGACCUGGGGGAUUAACAGCUCGACUGAGCAAAACCCAUGAAAAUCCUAACCUCAAGCCUUCGUUCUUCCUUAAGCAUCUCCGGAGAAGGGCCGUCAACAAGACUGGGGGUAGGCUGGUCAAAACUUAGCCAGAAUGAGCACCCGGAGGAUGGAGGCAGGGAUCAAGCUAGAGACGCGAGCUCCUUACAGGAUGGCCCCUUGCCCUGCUCUGUCCCUCUGUGCAGCCAAAGCCCGGCCCAGAGUGACGCUGCGCUUUCCCAUGGCCCCUGCCUCUUGGCCCUACCUUUGGCUUGAGUGAAUUGGGCCUGAGGAGUUUUGGUCUUGGCUCCUGAAAAUCUACCCUGCUAGGAUUUGUUUUUCAAAAUGGAAAUAAAUUCAAACUCUCCCAAGAGGCCCUUAAUUAAACCUCUGCUUUCAGGCUGAGUGGUGAUCCAUUCUGGAUGAAUCAGACAAAUGUUGCAAGGAGGGGCCUGGUGACAAGGGGACUGCUCUGGGCUGGGUUUUUGUGCCAAUUGUGUCUUUUUUUUUUUUUUUUUUUUUUUUUUUGUGGUACGCGGGCCUCUCACUGUUGUGGCCUCUCCCGUUGCGGAGCACAGGCUCCGGACGCGCAGGCUUAGCGGCCAUGGCUCACGGGCCCAGCCGCUCCGCGGCAUGUGGGAUCUUCCCGCACCGGGUCACGAACCUGUGUCCCCUGCAUCGGCAGGCGGACUCUCAGCCACUGCGCCACCAGGGAAGCCCCAAUUGUGUCCUUUUGUGAAGUGGCAUCGGGGAUUCCGGGGAAGGAAGCCCAACCACCAGGGAUCACACUGUAGGAGUCAGGAAAAGCCAGCACUGUCAGCUCUUCACCAUGACCGCAACCCGCCCUGUAGCCGUGGCUAGAGGCUUAGCUAAAACACUCCUAGGCGGGCGUUACUCCACUUGGACGUUCUGGGGGCACCAAAUGAAGACAGCUUUCAGUCCCAGGAGCCCCAGCGCUACCCUGAGGAAAACCAACCCUCACAGAACAGCUGAGCACCAGGCAGGGGGAGGCUGAUACCUUAGUCACCCUCAGGGGCCCCAUCUCCUACCUCUAUUUAAAUGGCCACCUGAACAGCAGAAUAUGCACGAGCAGAGUAGAUGCGAACAGCAGCUCCCUCCCAGUCACCUUCUCCCCCUGCUGCCAUCACGCACCCGACCUUAGAAACGGAUCCAUUCUUUUACUUAUGAGAGAAACAUUGGCCGACUGCUCUCACCUAUGGUUUCAGGCUGAUCUUGAAGGAUGAGUUCCUAUUUCAAAACACUCAGACUGUGUAUAAUAACUAUAUAGCAGUGCACGGCAACUACUUUCUUUAUAGUUUUCAUUUUCCGUUCGAGAUACUAUAGUGUAUAAAAGCUACUGGAAACCUAAACGGAAAGGACUUCGGCAGAAAACUGGUUCCUUGGGGUUUUCUCUUUGGCAGAGCUAAGAGAGCCUCACAAUGUCUUAUGUCACUUAGCACGUGGCAAUAUUUAUUUAUUUAUUUGGAAGAUUUUUGCCUGUCGCUCUAUAUUUAUGGAUAUUUAUAAAAAUGUAACACCACCUUUUUCCUUUCUUCUUUUAAAAAAAUAAAAUUUAUCUCAGCUUCUCUUAGCUUUUCCUUUUUGUAUUACUACACGAAAGUACAUCGAACUAUGAGAAUAAAAGGAAUUACGGGAGGAGUUACGGGAGGGGAGCACUGGGAAAA
This is a messenger RNA of Orcinus orca (killer whale), 2792 nucleotides long. RefSeq names its product fibroblast growth factor 23 (gene FGF23). Gene Ontology annotation, molecular function: growth factor activity; type 1 fibroblast growth factor receptor binding. Gene Ontology annotation, cellular component: cytoplasm. The coding region runs from base 1 to 735 and encodes 244 amino acids. Lineage: Eukaryota; Metazoa; Chordata; Mammalia; Artiodactyla; Delphinidae. The transcript has 3 exons. The record is from RefSeq and is a predicted model, not a curated record. Gene Ontology annotation, biological process: positive regulation of gene expression; positive regulation of cell population proliferation; cell differentiation.